Messenger RNA from Cynocephalus volans (Philippine flying lemur), 2950 nucleotides. RefSeq names its product nucleoporin 107 (gene NUP107). Gene Ontology annotation, molecular function: structural constituent of nuclear pore. Gene Ontology annotation, cellular component: nuclear pore outer ring; nuclear pore. The record is from RefSeq and is a predicted model, not a curated record. Gene Ontology annotation, biological process: mRNA export from nucleus; post-transcriptional tethering of RNA polymerase II gene DNA at nuclear periphery; protein import into nucleus. The coding region runs from base 73 to 2850 and encodes 925 amino acids. NCBI's taxonomy places the organism in Eukaryota, Metazoa, Chordata, Mammalia, Dermoptera, Cynocephalidae. The transcript has 28 exons.
GCGGGAAGGCUGAAACGCGGUGGUUGAGCUGGAACCGAGCUUGCAAGGUUCCAGGUGGACGAAGUUGUAGCCAUGGACAGGAGUGGCUUUGGAGAGAUGUCAUCCCCUGUGAUCCGGGAGGCAGAGGUGACACGGACUGCACGGAAACAGAGUGCUCAAAAAAGAGUUUUAAUUCAGGCAUCCCAAGAUGAAAAUUUUGGUAAUACUACACCAAGAAACCAGGUUAUCCCUCGAACUCCCAGCUCAUUUCGACAGGCUUUUACUCCACAGAACCGAAGCUUACUAAGGCAGCCAGAUGUUUCCUGCAUUUUUGGAACAGGAGGGCGUUCUCCCCGGCUUACACAGUCUUCAGGGAUCUUGGGAAAUCUGUCUAUGGUAAUUAAUCUGGAUGACAGUAACUGGGCAGCUGCAUUCUCAUCCCAGCGUUCAGGGCUCUUCACAAACAUGGAGCCCCAUAAUGUAACAGAAGAUGUAUCUCUCAGUGCUGUUAUGUUACGUGAGGAUGAUCCUGGAGAAGCAGCAACCAUGAGUAUGUUUUCUGAUUUCCUGCAAUCUUUUUUGAAGCAUUCUUCAACUACAGUUUUUGACCUUGUGGAAGAGUAUGAAAACAUUUGUGGUAGUCAGGUGAAUAUACUGAGUAAAAUAGUGAGCCGAGCAACACCUGGACUUCAAAAAUUUUCAAAAACAGCCAGUAUGCUCUGGCUUCUUCAACAGGAGAUGGUCACAUGGAGGCUGCUGGCUUCCUUGUAUAGAGAUAGAAUACAGUCUGCAUUAGAAGAGGAAAAUAUGUUUGCAGUUACUGCUCUGAAUGCCAGUGAAAAAACAGUUGUGGAAGCAUUAUUUCAGAGAGAUUCGCUUGUCCGGCAAAGUCAGCUGGUGGUAGAUUGGUUAGAGAGUAUUGCCAAAGAUGAGAUUGGAGAAUUUUCUGAUAAUAUUGAGUUUUAUGCAAAAUCAGUAUAUUGGGAAAAUACUCUGCAUACCUUAAAACAACGGCCACUAGUUUCUUAUAUAGGAAGUGUUCGUCCUCUUGUCACUGAAUUGGACCCUGAUGCUCCCAUAAGACAGAAAAUGCCCCUUGAUGAUCUAGAUAGAGAAGAUGAAGUUAGAUUACUCAAAUAUCUUUUCACUCUAAUUCGUGCUGGAAUGACAGAAGAGGCACAACGACUCUGUAAACGUUGUGGUCAAGCAUGGAGAGCUGCAACACUUGAAGGCUGGAAACUGUAUCAUGACCCUAAUGUUAAUGGAGGAACGGAAUUGGAACCUAUUGAAGGGAACCCAUAUAGACGCGUUUGGAAAAUAAGUUGUUGGAGAAUGGCAGAAGAUGAGCUUUUUAAUAGAUACGAGAGAGCAAUUUAUGCAGCUUUAAGUGGGAAUCUUAAACAGCUUCUUCCUGUCUGUGACACCUGGGAAGACACAGUAUGGGCCUACUUCCGGGUGAUGGUGGACAGUCUGGUAGAACAGGAGAUCCGGACAUCAGUAAUAACUCUGGAUGAAACUGAAGAACUCCCUAGAGAAUAUUUGGAAGCAAAUUGGACCUUAGAAAAGGUUUUUGAGGAACUUCAAGCUACUGAUAAAAAGAGAGUUCUGGAAGAGAAUCAAGAACAUUAUCAUAUAGUUCAAAAAUUCCUUAUCCUGGGAGACAUUGAUGGUUUGAUGGAUGAAUUUAGCAAAUGGCUUUCCAAAAACAGAAGCAAUCUACCUGGACACCUGCUACGCUUCAUGACUCACCUCAUUUUGUUUUUCCGUGCUCUGGGACUACAGACCAAAGAAGAAGUUUCUAUUGAAGUUUUAAAAACAUAUGUACAGCUUUUAAUAAGUGAGAAACAUAUAAAUCUCAUAGCAUUUUAUACCUGUCAUUUGCCUCAAGACCUCGCUGUUGCCCAGUAUGCAUUAUUUUUGGAAGGCAUUACAGAAUUUGAACAGCGCCACCAUUGCCUGGAACUGGCCAAAGAAGCAGAUUUGGAUGUUGCAACAAUAACAAAAACUGUAGUUGAGAAUAUUCGAAAGAGAGAUAAUGGUGAAUUUAGUCAUCAUGACUUGGCCCCAGCUCUAGAUACUGGCACUACUGAGGAGGACCGUUUAAAGAUUGAUGUAAUUGACUGGUUGGUAUUUGACCCAGCACAGAGAGCAGAAGCACUGAAACAAGGCAAUGCAAUAAUGAGAAAAUUCUUGGCAUCAAAAAAGCAUGAAGCUGCAAAAGAAGUAUUUGUGAAAAUUCCUCAGGAUUCCAUAGCAGAAAUCUAUAAUCAGUGGGAGGAACAAGGAAUGGAAAGUCCACUUCCUGCUGAAGAUGAUAAUGCUAUCAGAGAACAUUUGUGCAUUAGAGCUUAUUUGGAAGCCCAUGAAACCUUUAAUGAGUGGUUCAAGCAUAUGAACUCAGUUCCACAAAAACCUACUUUGAUACCUCAACCAACUUUUACUGAGACAGUGGCUCAGGAACACAAAGAAAAGAAAUAUGAAAUGGAUUAUGGUAUUUGGAAAGGGCAUUUGGAUGCCCUAACUGCUGAUGUGAAGGAGAAAAUGUAUAACGUGCUGUUGUUUGUUGAUGGAGGCUGGAUGGUGGAUGUUAGAGAGGAUGCUGAAGAAGACCAUGAAAGAGCACAUCAAAUGGUUUUACUGAGAAAGCUUUGUCUGCCAAUGUUGUGUUUUCUGCUUCAUACAAUAUUGCAUAGUACCGGGCAAUAUCAGGAAUGCCUACAGUUAGCAGAUAUGGUAUCCUCUGAGCGCCACAAGCUGUAUCUGGUAUUUUCUAAGGAAGAACUAAGGAAGUUGCUACAGAAGUUAAGAGAAUCCUCUCUAAUGCUUCUAGACCAGGGACUUGACCCAUUAGGAUAUGAAAUUCAGUCAUAAUGUAAUGUAAUCUUUGUAAUCUCACUAAUUUUCAUGGUAAGUGGGUUUUUUUGUAGAAUAUACAUAUUUGUAAUUACUGGAUUUUUUCUUUUGCAUUAUU